AUUUCGCCGCUCGAACACUUCGCAUCUGAUCGCUCCUGUCGACACUUUCUUUACGCGUCUUGUCAUCGCAUCGACGUUUCUUGACUGAUUAUCAUUCGAUAAUUAUUUCUUAAAUAAUUACUCGCUAAACACUCACUUCUUAAAUAAUUAUUCGCUAAACACGCGUUUUUUAAAUAAUUAUUUAAUCAAUUUAGCGCGUUAACGCGCGAACAUAUCUUCAACACUGAUCGAGAUGCGCCAGGUGUGGAUCGUGCAACAAUUACCGAUGCCAGAGGUGUCGAACGUGUUUUAUCCAUUGAACACGAGCCUGGAGGACGAAAUGAAGAGAUUGUUUACGAACUUCUGGAUCGAGAAGACUACAUCUGCGCCUUCGGUAAAUGUUGAGGAUGUCAUGGAAGAGUUCCGUCACAAUGGCCGCGACUUCGAGUACUGUCCAGAUAUGGACAGCGACGCAUUGCACGAAAAGUCGCCGCCACGUCGCAAGAAGAACAAGAAACCUUUGCCUACAGAAUGCGUUUUCUGUAGAAACAAUGGCGAAGAAGAGACUUACUACAGGGAACACUUAUUGAAAGACGUCGAUGGCCGCGUCCGUUGUCCAGUCUUGAGAGCGUACACGUGUCCAAUUUGUGGCGCUACUGGCGACGAAGCCCAUACGAUCAAGUACUGUCCAAAGAACCCUGGAACGUGGACAACCGUGAACGCCUUCAAACUGUUGAGAAACUCGAUGGGCAAACGACGCAAGUAAAAAUGCGCGUGCAUUUUUACUCGACGUCCUCGCGUCGUUAUCGUGUUAAAAAACGACGCGACGAUUUUCUUCGAGGGCUCGACGCUUGGAGCUUCGAAAUUCGACAUCUUCGAUCGUUCCUCUGUAUCAUCUGCUGGCAGGUAAUCGUGUCGUUGACACCCUUCGAAGUAACAAAUCAACGAAAGUAUAUCGAGCGGUAAUAAGCAAUAUACAUGUAUAUAUGUAUAUUUAAUA
Messenger RNA from Hylaeus volcanicus, 979 nucleotides. RefSeq lists its product as uncharacterized. Gene Ontology annotation, molecular function: zinc ion binding; mRNA binding. The transcript is spliced from 3 exons. Gene Ontology annotation, cellular component: perinuclear region of cytoplasm. The coding region runs from base 233 to 745 and encodes 170 amino acids. Gene Ontology annotation, biological process: negative regulation of translation; oogenesis. Lineage: Eukaryota; Metazoa; Arthropoda; Insecta; Hymenoptera; Colletidae. The record is from RefSeq and is a predicted model, not a curated record.